AUGACACAAAGCACUAUGGUUAUCCCAGAAACUGUGUGUGCAUUCAAUCGGAGUGUUGCCACCAACUUUCUGUACCUUCUACCAGAAAUUAUGUGUUCCUUGUCUGGAAUCGCAUCCGUUGUAGUCAUUGCUUACUCCUUUUUCCUCUACGGGUUUCGACUUUUGUUCCAUUAUAAUGCAAAAAUCCUAAUGAUCCUUCUCACGCUGUUCAUUCUAAUCUUCUCACUUGAUAUCAUUUUUGUCUGCACCCGUCAAGUAUACAUUGCUCUCACGUUUCAAAACGACUGUGACUUGGUAUUUGAUACCGCGUCGUGUUCUAUUUUCAGAAGAGUUGCUUUGACAUGUUUUGUGGGCGUCACCUCUACUCAGUUCUCCCAAAUGCUCGAGAGACUGGUAGCAACUGUUCUAAAAGAAAAAUAUGAGUUUCAAACUCAAUGGCUUGGUGGCUUAUUCAUACUUUUCUCGGUUCUCUCCGCGAUCCUCGCUGUAGAAUGGACCCUAUGGAACGAGAACCCGUUGGAACCUAUGACACACUGUCUUGCAUACUCUGCAUCUGACUCUAUAGGAGAAAGGGCCUACAUGAUGUUUUAUGGAAUACUAGCUGUGGACUUACUUAUAUUAAUAGUAUUCCUCGCAUUGUAUCAAAAUAAUAAACGGAAAGUUUUAACGGCUGGCCUCAACAAGAAAUACCAACAGUAUGAAAAUUUGGUGGUUCUCCGUGCCUUAUUCCCGAUGGUUCUGCUAAACACAAUAUUUGUGUCAACUUAUAUCCUAACCGCUAUGGUAGUAAGAUUCUUCCGGGAAUGUAUGACAAUCACAAACUAUAAGUUAAUUGCAAUUAACACAUUUAUUUUUCCAUACGUGUCACUAUUGCUAGCGGUUACUAUCUUGAUCACUACUAAAAGUGAAUUCCGUCGUAGACAGCAGAGGAAACUCAAGCCUAAUGGGAAGAUUACAACGCAAACAUAUUUCAACCAAUAUCAGCGGCAAUGGAGUGUAAUAUCAGAGAGAAAAUGA
Molecule: messenger RNA, 1017 nt
Organism: Caenorhabditis remanei
Lineage: Eukaryota; Metazoa; Nematoda; Chromadorea; Rhabditida; Rhabditidae
Exons: 6
Coding region: 1-1017 (338 amino acids)
Biological process (GO): detection of chemical stimulus involved in sensory perception
Molecular function (GO): olfactory receptor activity
Source: RefSeq, a predicted model, not a curated record